Messenger RNA from Lepidothrix coronata (blue-crowned manakin), 1161 nucleotides. RefSeq names its product cytochrome P450 2J2-like. The transcript has 8 exons. Gene Ontology annotation, molecular function: iron ion binding; oxidoreductase activity, acting on paired donors, with incorporation or reduction of molecular oxygen, reduced flavin or flavoprotein as one donor, and incorporation of one atom of oxygen; heme binding. Gene Ontology annotation, cellular component: cytoplasm; intracellular membrane-bounded organelle. Gene Ontology annotation, biological process: arachidonate metabolic process; xenobiotic metabolic process. The coding region runs from base 1 to 1161 and encodes 386 amino acids. The record is from RefSeq and is a predicted model, not a curated record. Lineage: Eukaryota; Metazoa; Chordata; Aves; Passeriformes; Pipridae.
AUGCACCCUGAAGAUGUUUCUGGGAGGCUGGUGUCUCCUUUCUUCAGAGCAAUGGCCAAAGGAAAAGGGAUUAUGUUGGCAACUGGUCACACCUGGAAGCAGCAGAGAAGGUUUGCACUCAGGACACUACGCAACCUCGGCCUGGGGAAAAGAGGUCUGGAGCACCGAGUUCAAGAGGAAGCCCACUACCUGGUAGACUUCUUUGCAAGUAUGAAAGGGAAAGCUCUGGAUCCUUCUUUCUCUCUUGUUCAUUCUGUCUCAAAUGUAAUUUGUGCUGUCGUGUUUGGACAUCGUUUUGCCAGAGAGGAUGAGACCUUUCAUGAACUGAUUAGAGCCACAGAGGAACUGUUCAAAUUUGCGGGCAGCUUUAUUCAUCAUCUGUAUGAAAUCUUCCCCUGGUUGAUGUGUCGUCUCCCUGGGCCCCAUAAGAAGGCCUUGGCUUGUUAUGAUGUCCUGAGCUCCUUUACACGGAGAGAGAUCAGAAUGCACAUGGAGCGUGGGAUACCAGAUGAACUGCAGGAUUUCAUUGACUUUUACCUGGAUCACAUUGAAAAAUCCAAAGAUGAACCCAGGUCUACAUACAGUGAAGACAACAUGGUUUAUUCUAUAAAUGACCUUUUCCUGGGUGGAUCAGAGACAACAAGCACUACUUUGAACUGGGGUCUGCUCUAUAUGGUGGCAUAUCCAGACAUUCAAGAAAAAGUUCAGAAGGAGUUGGAUGCUGUUCUAGGUCCUUCCAAGUUAAUCUGCUAUGAGGAUCGGAGAGAACUGCCCUACACAAACGCUGUGGUUCAUGAGAUCCAACGCUUCAGCAACAUUAUCUCAGUUGGCAUGCCCAGGGGCACCAUAGUUCUUCCAAAUAUUGCUUCAUCUUUGUAUGACCCAGAGCAGUGGGAAACACCUCGACACUUCAACCCUGGUCACUUCUUAGAUAAGGAUGGAAACUUUGUGAGCCAAGAAGCCUUUUUACCAUUCUCAAUAGGGCACCGUGUGUGUUUGGGGGAGCACCUAGCGAGGACCGAGCUCUUUAUUUUCUUUGCCAACCUGCUGCGGGCUUUCACCUUCCAGCUCCCCGAGGGAGUGACAGAGAUCAACACAGAGCCCAUUUUGGGGGGUACCCUGCAGCCCCACCCGUACAGGGUUUGUGCCAUUCCACGCUAG